Striga hermonthica is the source of this 1254-nucleotide messenger RNA. The record is from the annotation of a GenBank genome assembly. NCBI's taxonomy places the organism in Eukaryota, Viridiplantae, Streptophyta, Magnoliopsida, Lamiales, Orobanchaceae.
AUGCAGAAUCAGAGAUUGAAGCAGCAGGCUAUGCUCCAGCAACAGUCGCUUUACCACCCCGGUCUCUUACCAGCCCCACAGAUUGAGCCUUUUCCAAGUGGGAAUCUUCCUCCUGGAUUUGAUCCAAAUACAUGCCGCAGUGUGUAUGUGGGAAAUGUUCACAUUCAGGUGACUGAGCCACUGCUUCAAGAAGUUUUUGUCCGUACUGGUCCUGUGGAGGCCUGCAAGCUUAUAAGGAAAGAGAAGUCGUCCUAUGGAUUUAUUCAUUACUUUGACCGCAGAUCAGCUGCACUCGCGAUAUUGACCCUCAAUGGAAGACAUUUGUUUGGCCAACCAAUCAAAGUUAACUGGGCUUAUGCCAGUGGUCAUAGGGAGGACACAUCAGGUCACUUUAACAUCUUUGUUGGAGAUCUCGGCCCAGAGGUUACUGAUGCCAUGUUGUUUACUUGCUUCUCAGUGUAUUCUAGUUGCUCUGAUGCAAGGGUUAUGUGGGAUCAAAAGACUGGACGUUCUAGGGGGUUUGGAUUUGUGUCUUUCCGGAACCAGCAGGAAGCUCAAAGUGCAAUAAAUGAUUUAACCGGGAAAUGGCUUGGCAGCAGACCGAUUCGGUGCAACUGGGCCGCGAAAGGUGCUGGAUCCAAUGAUGAACAGGCCAAUUCAGAUUCUAAAAGUGUCGUAGAGCUUACAAAUGGCUCCUCGGAUGAUGUUAAAGAGGCUGCUGGUAUUGAUGCUCUUGAGAAUAACCCUCAAUUCACCACCGUGUAUGUUGGUAAUCUUGCUCCAGAGGUGACCCAGGCUGACCUUCAUCGCCAUUUCCACGCAUUUGGUGCCGGAUCAAUUGAGGAAGUUAGAGUUCAACGUGACAAAGGGUUUGGUUUCGUGAGGUACAGCACUCAUGCAGAGGCUGCUAUGGCUAUUUCAAUUGGAAAUACUCAGUCGUACCUUUAUGGCAAACCGAUCAAGUGUUUGUGGGGAAACAAGCCAACUCCACCUGGAACAACCUCAAACCCGCUCCCCCCACCGGCACCGGCUCCGGCUCCAGCUCCAGCUCCGGCUCCGGCGACCUUACCGAGGCUUUCGGCCGCCGGCCUUUUGGUUUACGAGCGGCAAGUCGCGAUGAGCAAGAUGGGUGGGGCCCACCACCACCUUAUGCACCCACAUGUACAACAUACUCUGAAGCAGGCAUCCAUGGGGGUUUACGAUGCAGGUUUCCAGAAUGUAGCUGCUGCCCAGCAGUUCAUGUAUUAUCAGUAA